Molecule: messenger RNA, 210 nt
Organism: Tinamus guttatus (white-throated tinamou)
Lineage: Eukaryota; Metazoa; Chordata; Aves; Tinamiformes; Tinamidae
Source: RefSeq, a predicted model, not a curated record
CCCAUCCCAACACAAGCACCCAUCCCACACCAAGCCUCCUAUCCCAUCCCAUCCCAAUGCUGCCAUCCCAUCGCAUCUCAUCCCAUUGCAACACAACCCUUCCAUCCCACUCAUCCCAUCCCAUCCCAUCCCAUGCCAACACAACCAUCCAUCCGCUCCCAAUCCUCCCAUCCAUCCCAUCCCAAUCCUCCCAUCUCAUCCCAUCCCAAU